AUGGAGACGCUGCAUAUCUUCACAUUCUUGCUGUUCUGUGUCGGCGCCAUUGUGUUCGUCAGCGCGGCCAUCUACUUUCUUCAAGGGCUGGAAGAGCCCGACGACGACAACGACACUAUGAGCGGCAAAAACUCGUCCGGCAUGAAAAACGUCCCAGACCAACGCGGCACUGGUGGUGGAGCCUCCCACUACGAAACCGACCACGUCGAAGCUUACCACGCUGAAACGUACCACGCCGAUGCCUACUACGCCGAAACGUACCACGCCGAUGCCUACUACGCCGAAACGUACCACGCCGAUGCCUACUACGCCGAUGCCUACUACGCCGAAACGUACCACGCCAAAGCCUACUUCGCGGACAACUACCUCAUCAACGCGUACGACGCUGAAGGCCACCACAGUGCAGCGUACCACGCCGAAGCCUACCACGCCGAAACCUACGACGCUGAAGCCUACCACGCUGAAGCCUACCACGCUGAAGCCUACCACGCUGAAACCUACCACACGGAAACGUGCCAUGACUACUAA
Molecule: messenger RNA, 528 nt
Organism: Rhipicephalus microplus (southern cattle tick)
Lineage: Eukaryota; Metazoa; Arthropoda; Arachnida; Ixodida; Ixodidae
Product: histidine-rich glycoprotein-like
Source: RefSeq, a predicted model, not a curated record